Messenger RNA from Scheffersomyces coipomensis, 1788 nucleotides. RefSeq names its product MFS transporter. The transcript has a single exon. The coding region runs from base 230 to 1783 and encodes 517 amino acids. Gene Ontology annotation, cellular component: membrane. Gene Ontology annotation, molecular function: transmembrane transporter activity. Gene Ontology annotation, biological process: transmembrane transport. NCBI's taxonomy places the organism in Eukaryota, Fungi, Ascomycota, Pichiomycetes, Serinales, Debaryomycetaceae. The record is from RefSeq and is a predicted model, not a curated record.
CGCUUUUUUUAUUUUUUUUAUUUUUUAUUUUAACUUUUUGAUUCCUGGGUCUUUUUUUUAUACUUCCUGAUAUGAACUUUUACCUAUAUAAACCAUUUGAAUUUUCCCCGUUUUGAAAGACAAUGAUAUGUUUUUAAAUCUUUUUCAUUCCCUUUUUUAUUCACUACUCUUCACAAUUGUCAUUCUUCAUCAAUCGAUAGUAUAGUCCAAUCGUCUUAGUCAAUUGAAAAUGUCUACUAUUGAAGUUACUGAUAACAAGCACUUAGCUAGUUCUAAGGUCGAACAAGUUAAUGAAGAAGAAUAUCAUACUACUCACCACGCCAAUGGUGUCAGAAAAUUCAAAUAUGAUGCCGAAGCUAGAGCUGAAAGAUUAGCUGGUGGUGCUAAAUUCAGAGAUAUUCUUAUGAUUCUUUGUGCUGGUUUCGCUUUAAUCUCAGAUGGUUAUCAAAAUAACGUUAUGUCUAUGACAAAUAAAGUAUUAGCUUUAGAAUUUCCAAAAGCCUAUACUGCUGAUAUGUCAACUCAAGUUUCAAAUGCUUCUUUAGUUGGUACCAUUAUUGGUCAAGUUGUUAUUGGUGUAGCUGCUGAUUAUAUGGGUAGAAAAUGGUCUAUUGUUACUGCUACUUUAUUCCUUAUCAUUGGUUCUAUUUUAUGUGCUGCUUCUCAUGGUACCACUGUUAACGGUUUUUUCUGGAUGUUAACUAUCUGUAGAGGUAUUACUGGUUUCGGUAUUGGUGCUGAAUAUCCAUCUUCUUCCCUUACUGCUUCUGAAGCUGCUAACGAAUCUGUUAAAAGAAGAGGUGGUGCUUUUAUCUUAUGUACCAAUUUACCAUUAUCUUUCGGUGGUCCAUUCGCUUUAAUCAUCUUUUUAAUUGUUAACAGAAUCACUGGUAAGCAUUAUGAUGCUCUUUGGAGAACUAUGUUCGCCAUUGGUUGUUUCUGGCCAUUAUCUGUUUUCUAUUUCAGAUGGAAAAUGGUUACCUCAGUCUUAUAUAAAAAAUCUGCCGUCAGUAAAGUUCCUAUCAAAGAUAUGGUUUUCUACUAUUCAUUAGCUGUUAGACAUUACUGGAGAAGAAUUAUUGGUACCACUGUUGCUUGGUUCCUUUAUGAUUUCGUUACCUUUCCAAAUGGUAUUUUCUCUGCUGGUAUUAUUUCUAAUGUUAUUCCAAAAUCUGAAGGUUCUAAUUUAGAAUUAAUUGCUGAAUGGAAUUUAUUAAUUGGUGUUAUUGCUUUACCAGGUGUCUUUAUUGGUGCUUACUUAAAUGAUGUCAUUGGUAGAAAAUAUACCAUUAUGCUUGGUUUCUCUGGUUAUAUCGUUUUCGGUUUAGCUGUUGGUUUAGCUUAUGACAAAAUUAUUCACCACACUGCUGGUUUCAUUAUUCUUUAUGGUUUAAUGAUGUCAUGUGGUAACAUGGGUCCAGGUGAUGGUAUGGGUUUAAUUUCUUCUGAAUCUUAUGCUACUCCAAUCAGAGGUACUUUCUACGGUUUAUCUGCUGCUAUUGGUAAAGUUGGUGCCGUUGUUGGUACUAAAACUUUCACUCCAAUUCAAGUUCAUUUAGGUGAUAGAUGGACUUUUAUCAUUGCCGCUUGUUGUGGUUUAGCCGGUGUUUUAGUUACCUUUUUCUUCGUUCCACAUUUAACUGCUGCUGAUUUAAUGGAAGAAGAUGUUAAAUUCAAAAAUUACUUAGUUGAACACGGUUGGACUGGUCAUUUCGGUUUGAAAGAAAAUGAUAUUGAAGAAGAUUUAGAAUCAGAUGAAAGUGAUUCUAUUGAAAAGAAUUAGAUUUA